Molecule: messenger RNA, 2641 nt
Organism: Acipenser ruthenus (sterlet)
Lineage: Eukaryota; Metazoa; Chordata; Actinopteri; Acipenseriformes; Acipenseridae
Product: E3 ubiquitin-protein ligase TRIM39-like
Exons: 12
Coding region: 180-1550 (456 amino acids)
Molecular function (GO): protein binding
Source: RefSeq, a predicted model, not a curated record
UUUUUCUGACUGAAAGAGGAAGAACAUUUUCAGUUUCGAUAUUAAUCACAAGUUGUUUACCGAGCCAGUCAUACAGGAGGAAAAUAAGAACUACAAAUACGACCGUGUUUUGUUCUGUACCGAUGUGAGGAGCGGUGAGACAGGCACGCUUUUAUAAAGUUGGAUGAUCCGUACAGAAGAUGGAAAAGAAAACUGCUGACGUCGAAACAGUUUCAGGUGCAUCAGGAAUCCUCAGUGUUUCUCAGAGUUUUGGCAGUUUCGGCUGUGACUACAAGGGUAUAACCCCUGCACGAGAUGCCAAGUCCUGCAGUGUCGACAGACCUAGGUUCAGCAACCCUAAGAUUCCUGGUUUGCUGAGGAGAGUUUUCAAGGGGUCUGAUAGAAAGUCCAGACAUCAAGAGGUUGGUGAAUGGAGCCUGGAAGAGUGUCGACACUCCAUCAUGGAGCUGGCAAAGGAGCUUAACAGAGUCUUGAAGAACUCUGCCAUACCUGCCCCUGUGUCCAGUGAGGAUACGUGCAGCCUGGAAGAGUGUCGCUGCUUCAUCAUGAAAUGGGCUGAUGAGAUGGACAAGCUUGUCCAGACACCAAAGCAAAGCCAGAGUGCUGGGCAGGUUGAGAGAAGAAAAGGGGCAGAGCUGAAAAACAAAGAGGAUCUCCCAGGACCAGAGGGGGCGGGGCAGAACCAGGGGGAGGAGCUGAGUCAAGAGGAGGAGCAAAGACUGAAGGACGGUCAUGACAUCAUCAUGGAGUGGGCAAGGGAGCUGAAGACAGUGCAAGAGAACUCUGUCUCAGUGGGGGAGGCUGUAGAACAGGGUCUUGCAGAGCUGGUGAAGGAGUGGAAACGAGGCAAGCUGAGUAACAUCUUACCCAUCAUGGAGUUCAUCAUGUGGGCCCUGAUCAAGGAGGAGGCAGAUAAGGGAAUGCUGAAAUCUCAGAAUGUUGGUGCUGGGAGAUGCAUCCCUGAUUUAGUCUGGCAGUGGAUUCACAAUGCAUCAGUUGAUGUGACUCUGGACCCUGAUACAGCAUACCCGGGGCUCACCCUGUCUGCGGAGGGGAAACGAGUGAGAUUAGGAGGGUGGCAGGAUCUCGCUGACAAUCCAGAGAGAUUUGAUUGGUGGGACUGUGUGGUGGGCAGGGAGGGCUUCACCUCGGGGAGACACUACUGGCAGGUGCAGGUGGGGGGGAAUACAUGGUGGAGAUUAGGAGUCAGCAGAGAAUCGUCCGAGAGGAAGGGGAAGUUCAACACGACCCCCCAACAGGGUUACUGGACUGUGGAGAGAGAUGGAGAUAAUGAUGUGUUCACUGCUCUCACUGACCCCCAGACCCCCCUCCCCCAGAGCCUGAAACCCCAGAAGAUGGGGGUGUAUCUGGAUUAUGAGGAAGGGCAGCUCUCCUUUUACAAUGUGGAGACCAGAUCUCACAUCUACACUUUCACGGACAUGGAGUUCAAUCCCAAUGAGAAACUCUAUCCACUCUUCUAUACUGUGGACAGUAAUACAGACCUUGUGCUGGAGUCCCCUGACCCUGACCCUGUCAGCGCUGCAGAUUAAACACACAUUGCUGUCUGAACCAGGAAACUAUUCAAACAGCUCAGACAAUCUCCUCUUCACUUUCACUGACAAUCUCUCUGCACUCUUCUGGGCUGUUGAUAAGAAAUCAUCUCUCUUCCACCCUCUUACCCCGAGUCCCUCCUAUUUUAUUCUAUACUCCCCCUUUCUUACCCUCUCUUUCCUCUCCACCUCCAGAUCCCUCUCCUCUCUCUCCAUUGCCUCCUCUCCCUCUCUCUCCUCUCCUUCUCUCUCCCCUCUGAUGUUAUCCUUAUUUACUACUCUCCUUUCUCCCUCUCCCUCCCCUAUGGCUCUCCUCUCCACCCUGCCCUCUCUCCUUCAUCCUCUCUGCUCACACCACCCUGCCCACUCUACUCUUCCUCCCCUCCCCUGCCCUCUCUCCUUCACAUCAAGGCUGUGUGGUCCAGUGGUUAAAGAAAAGGGCUUGUAACCAGGAGGUCCCCGGUUCAAAUCCCACCUGAGCCACUGACUCAUUGUGUGACUUUGAGCAAGUCACUUGACCUCCUUGUGUUCCGUCUUUUGGCUGAGACGUAAUUGUAAGUGACUUUGCAGCUGAUGCAAAGUUCACACACCCUAGUCUCUGUAAGUCGCCUUGGAUAAAGGCGUCUGCUAAAUAAACAAAUAAUAAUAACAAUCUCUCCGUCUCGUCUCCUGCCUGCCCUUUCUACUCUCCCUCUCUCCUUCCUCUUAAUAGAGGAAUGCAUUAUUUUCCAUGUAAUGAUUAUGUACACUGAAGCUGAGAUGUUCCCUGAAUAUUAUUCAUUGCUAAACUUAGUUAACUGAUUUCUGCUAUUUUGAUAUGAAUCUUUUCUGUUUUUGUAGAGCAUCUAUUUUCUAUCUUUCUUGAUAAAAUGUAUAAAAGAUAUAACGGUGUUGUGUGAUUUACUGCUCAAUUGUUGAACUCGUAAAAAGGAACACAUUUGUGACAGCACAGUGCUAAUUAAAUUAGACCCAUGGUUCUCCCCAGGAAUUCUGUACAGCCGGGCGGCAGAACGUUAUAACCGGGAGCACUUUUAAUGGAAAAAUAAACUUGCCUUACCAUAAAUAUAUAAUACGGCAAAGAAUUUGAAUAA